CUUCCCCUGCCAGUCAUAUUCCCUCAACAGAACACAAACAGCGGAACUCCCGACUUCCACUUCUAUAAAACUUCUCUCUGUCUGUCUGUGUGUGUGUCUAUCCAAACAUAGAGCCAGCUAACUGUGUCCAUGGCGGCCAUGAUAGACCAGAGCCUAGCCGGUCCCGUCUUCCGGAUUGACUCCAUGGAGCAGCAGGGCUUCCUCAACAGCUACACCAACUGCCUGAUGAUGGAGAAGAGACAGCUCUUCCUCAGGAGCUACCAGUUCAGCAGGAAGAGGACACUGUCCGAGAGGAUCCGGAGAUGUCUGAUCAGGAGCAAGAGGGUCAUAUGGUCCAGGCUCAGGUGUGUCAGGAAGCUGAGGAAGCUCGUGUGGUCGAAGCUCUUUAAGCUUCGGCACGGCUUUGGGAGCCGGAGACAGUAUUCGAGGCUCUUCCGUCUUCUGAGCAGCAACAGUUACUACUACUCAUCCCAGCCUUCAGAGUAAUGCAGCAGAUCUUACUUUUUGUUUAGAACUUCUUCGUAUUUCUUCCAUCCGAUUAGAUUAUCGCUAUUACGGAGGACUUAUGGCUAUUUAGAUUUAAAGACGUGAUGUUAGUUAGUCCAAGUACAUAUGUUCUUUGCUGCUAUGCAAUUCUCUGGUGGGAUUGGUUAACUUCUGGUCCAUAAAAACACCUGCUUUCUUGGAUAGGAAAUUUCCUCCUUUUUCUGGGUCUUUCGACUUGAGAGAAGAUGAAGGUCUCACUUUCAAGUCUCCAAUGAAUCUUUAGAACCGUAUUCAGGUUGUGUACCUAUGUUCUCUCCAUCCAGAUGAGAGAGUUAGAUAAUUGACUCGAGUGAAAGAAAUUAACUAAGAUAUCGAAGAUGAGAGUUCUGGACGACGUUGAUUGGUUCUUGCUUGUCGAAUACAUUGGUUCUUUCGGAUUA
Messenger RNA from Punica granatum (pomegranate), 926 nucleotides. Lineage: Eukaryota; Viridiplantae; Streptophyta; Magnoliopsida; Myrtales; Lythraceae. The record is from RefSeq and is a predicted model, not a curated record.